Opisthorchis viverrini is the source of this 423-nucleotide messenger RNA. RefSeq lists its product as hypothetical. NCBI's taxonomy places the organism in Eukaryota, Metazoa, Platyhelminthes, Trematoda, Opisthorchiida, Opisthorchiidae. Bases 1 to 423 code for a protein of 140 amino acids. The transcript has 2 exons. The record is from RefSeq and is a predicted model, not a curated record.
AUGAACUUUGGUAUGCACUUUGCACCCAAAAAGUGUAAGGUCAUGCUCGUUGACAUGCAGUCACUAAACACGUCACUUAUAAUACAGAGAGACACUCGAAGUUGUGGAGCGGCUUACGUAUAUUGGAAGUUUUACAACUAUCUGAAUGAACUGAGUCCAUACAUCAAAUUUAGUAUGGAGAUGGAGCCAAUCUCGGGUACGCUGGCCUUUUUAGACUGUAUGACACAAGGUCGAGGGAAAACUGAAGAACACAGGGACUACGGUACAAGUCACAGACUGAUAGCCGAGGCGAUAGAAUUCACCAGUGUUAACAGAAAUCGUUCAGCUGUAGCACCCUUCCGGUGCCUAACUGCCAUGCCACCGGAAGGAAGCACGAGGACUGAGAUGCUGCCAGGUUGCCCGAGCCCAGACAAGGGAAGUUGA